Messenger RNA from Neoarthrinium moseri, 2202 nucleotides. RefSeq lists its product as uncharacterized. The record is from RefSeq and is a predicted model, not a curated record. The transcript has a single exon. NCBI's taxonomy places the organism in Eukaryota, Fungi, Ascomycota, Sordariomycetes, Amphisphaeriales, Apiosporaceae. The coding region runs from base 1 to 2202 and encodes 733 amino acids.
AUGGAAGACCUCGACUGCUCUCAGAGUUCUCAUGGGAACGGCUACAAAGCACACCAAACCAAAUGUGCUUCGUUGCCUACCAUCACACAUCAAGAUAAUACCGACGAAUGGGAGCCGUGUGAGUGUUCCGACGUUACCCAUUCGAUCAAGACUGUACCAUGGCAGCGAAACCUAAAGAGCCUGACCAAGCAGUUGGUUUGGGUCGGAGACUUCGCCAUCCAUUUUCUGCCGGUCGCCAUUACAAUUGGCCUCGUCGUUCUCUAUGCCAAAGGUGUUGUUUGGAAUCCAGACUCAAAUGAGAUCAACGGCAUUCUCGUUGCAGCAAAGAUAUACGAAUACCUUCUCAUGGGCUCGCUCUCAUCUAUCUUACUUCACCGCAUCAGGUCAGGACUCAGAAGCUCCCGGGGAGUUCCCCUCGGAUUUCUGACUACACCUUUCCAAGUCAGCUCUCCCUUCUCUUUCAUUGCUAGCCGUCUGUUCUGGGGAGGCGGGCCGCGCCGUGGCCUAAAUUUGAAAAACGAUUUGACAACGAACAUAUUCACCAGCGCAAUAAUAUUUCUAGCUCUAGCUAUUGGACCGAGCAGUGGAAUUAUUAUGGUGCCAAAACUCGAUUGGUGGCCCGCCCCGGUUUCUAUGCAGCCGCUGGAGAAUGGGUACUCUGGGGCAAUUCUACUUAAAGCACAUUUCGAUGAGAUAUACCCGACUGCCCUCAACUUUUCAGUCAACCGCCCAUCUUGUAUGCAAGAAUCACAGGCCGAUGUGUACGUCACAUCCGACACCCUGGAAUGUUCUUCCGGUGGACUAAGCCAGAUACUUCACACUCUGCCCCAAGUCCUUAGUUUGAGCUAUAUCGACAAAUAUGUGUCCAAUAUUACAAUCAGUGAUAGAGACUACUCUAAGUCAAUAUCAGUGGGAUGGCAAUUUACGGAUGACAAGACCAAUGCAGUUGCCUAUGCAACGACGCCCCUUGAUGUUGUCACCCGUCAAUCAACCACGCAAGGUUUCCAUUCAUGGCAGCAGUUUCACACCCCACUGAAGGCUAUGUUCCAAGCUGUCACUUACUCCCAGAAAUCGGAAAUCGAUCCCAGCGACAGACUGCGAAUACUUACGGUUGCUACGAUCCAACAGUGGCGCCACCCUGCGGUAGAGGUGAACUGUGUGACUCUUCAAAAGGACGACAAAUGGUACACCGCAUCAAUAGCAGUCGGAUCAAGAGCUGUUUCAAGACUCCGUUUGGAACGAACUCACGUCGACCAACACUUUGGGUCUCAACCCUUCGAAGGUUUAUCAUACAUUGACAUUGGAGGUUCACUCCCGUUUCGUUCCUCGGCUGCACUUAUUUCCAAGUCGACCAAUACAACGAGUUUGUGCAUCAUCGCUGCGCAGUGGAUCAAGUCAGAGGCAUGGAUAUUGAAGCCGUUUAGCAGCGGUGCUCAGACAAAUAUUGCCGUCGAUCCCUCAGCAUCACUGAGCAAGGAAUUUGAAGACAUGGCGAAUAUCAUUGCUAUCUCUGAGGAGUGGACUAGUCUAAUGAACGGCACCGUCAAAUUUGUGGACUCAAAUUCUGGUUCCAAUCUAGAGAAGAGUGUUCCCGGCCUGGUUGGUCUCGCAAUGGCAUGCGAAGGGCACACUUCGACCAGAUGCCUCUCAGUAGGGCUAUCUCUCUUCUUCGCAGACGCCAUCUCGCGAGUUCAGUACUUUUGGGACAUAUAUGGAUGUCAUACAGAUCCUCUCAAUUCAUUGCGGCCAGCGUUCUGCGAAGGGAUUCAGAGAGUGGAAAAUGGCAAUGCUAGCCAGAUUGAAGUCGCUGACUCGGACUUGCCAAACUAUAUACGGGUAACUUCUGAUUACUUCUCUUUACAGCACGGAUAUGGUCUACAUGGGAUAACGCAGUCAAUGGCCUGGGUAAUGGUGAUGAUCCACCUAGUACUUGUCAUCGUUCAUGUGUCAGAACAUGUGCUCAGGAAGAAGACAUACUCACACAAGGCUUGGUCAGACUUGGAGGAGCUCAUGAGCCUUGCGAUAAAGCCACAUGCUGCUCAACUACUUCAGUUUAACGGCUUGAAGUCAAAUAAGGUUGAAAUGCGGCAGCUGAGAGUAUUUAUGCGGGAUGACCCAAACACUGUUGAAGCUGUUAUAAUCGUGGAGCAUCCCGGAGCUACGCUUCCGUCGGAUGAUCUUAGGAAAAGACCGCAGAAGUAG